Uloborus diversus is the source of this 3277-nucleotide messenger RNA. RefSeq names its product conserved oligomeric Golgi complex subunit 1-like (gene Cog1). The record is from RefSeq and is a predicted model, not a curated record. NCBI's taxonomy places the organism in Eukaryota, Metazoa, Arthropoda, Arachnida, Araneae, Uloboridae. The transcript has 29 exons. Gene Ontology annotation, cellular component: COG complex; Golgi apparatus. The coding region runs from base 265 to 3123 and encodes 952 amino acids. Gene Ontology annotation, biological process: intra-Golgi vesicle-mediated transport.
GUAAAGCGUGAUGAUGUUUUGAAAACACUGAUGUGAAAUUGUCAUGCAUAAAUUAAAAAAAAACUUUUUGUUUACAAAGUUUGCUCUUGAAUAACAAAAUGUAGUUUUUGACAGUGUUGCUUCAUAAAUAAUUAGAGAAAUACACUACUAAUUAAAUUCGUUAUACAUUAAUGUAAACAAAACUUAGCUUCGAAGGAAAUGUAUUUUUGAGUUGAGGACACAUACAUAUAAUUAUUUCUAUUUUAUUACUGUUUCCUCCUAACUAUGACAGUUGGCACUGAUAUUUUAUUCGAAAACCAUACCAUCAAAGAAAUACAAGAGAUUGAGAAAAAACUUAGAAAUGAUAUUGAAAGAAAGAAAGAAGAACUUAGGCAGAUGGUUGGGGAACGUUAUCGAGACUUGAUGGAUGCUGCAGAUACAAUUACGGAAAUGAAAGAAAUUGCAGAAAGUGUUACAACAUGUGUUCGUUCUGUUGAAAUCAGGUCUACUGAUUUGCAGAAUGGAAGUUUGCGAAGGGGAAUUCUUAACACCAUUCAAAACAAAGUUGAUGAAAAGCGUAGGCAAAAUGAGUUGCUAUACACUGUUGCAUCUCAAAUAAAAAUUUUGAUGGACUCGCCCACUAAGAUCUGGUCAUAUAUAGAAGCUCAUGAUUUCAUUAGCGCAGUCUCUUUAUAUCUCUUAGCAAGGCACACGCACUCUCUCCUUGUAUUAGAUCCUGUUUAUCAAGACCAUAAAAUUGCUUCCCUGUUUCCUAUUAUCAAUAGACAAUGGACAUCAAUUAGUCAUCUAAAAUAUGUAUUGAUACAAAAUUGUUGCCGUGUGUUAGAAGCGGAAAACAUUGAACCAGAAAAUGCUAUUGGUCCUUUAUGCUGUAACUGUUUGUUAUCGAAUUCAUCACUUGAAGAUAUAGUUUUAGAAAUUUUGGCAGUUAGAAAGAAUGUUAUAAAAUCAGUAUUCCAUCCAGAAAAGUAUGCUAAAGAUCAAGUGUGUGAGUUUGUCACUGCUGUACAGAAGACUCUAAGCACUAUCUACAUUUUGUUUUACUGUUCUGACAAAGUUGAUACUGAUCAAGAUUAUCAAAUCAAUAUGUUGUACUCUACUUUAAAAAAAAUAACCAGCUCAAGUGAAUCAGGUCCUGUUAACUUGUUAGAUUUGAAAUCAAGUGAAGUCUUUAACUUUUUGCCUUCAUCUAUAACAGAUUAUCGCUCAUCUUUAAAAGAACCUUUUCAUCCAUGUAAUUCAGAAUUCCUCCAAAUCAAAUGCAAUCAGUGGUUGAAAGACAUCAAAGAAAAUUUUCAAAAAGAUCUGAUUAACUUGCUCAAUUUCGUCGGUUCAGUCAAGAGUGUUGCUAUGAUCAGGCAAUCUGUAAUUAAUCUUUCUUGUGAAAUACAGAUGAAAUUUUGGGAUAAAAUGUGCAGGAAUAUGUUAAAAAAAACAUUUUCUCUGUGGGAUUUCUUUCUGAAAGAUUGCUUCUUCCAAAGAGUAAAGGAUAUUAUUAAUGAAAAAAUUAAGACUGCCAAUGAAACCUGUCAAAGGAGUAUUGAAGAAACCAUGUGUAAGAUUUGUUCCGAAGCUGAGGAAUCUGAGUUUGCAUUUGAAAGAAAUGUCUCAUAUUUUAUUUGGUUCGAAAUGCCAAAUGAUACCUUAGAAAAUAUUGCUUGGAUUCCUCGACAUCAGAGAAAUUUCUGGGACAGUGGUGAGCUUAGUAUGAAAUCAAUGGGAUUCACUCCAAAAGUUCAGAGCAUUUGCAGAGAUUUAGACCAGCAGCUGCAAAAUGCUGUAGAGGAUGUAUCAACAUUUUCAGUUUAUCAGAAUGAAAUGGAUUAUGCUUCAGAACAAAUGUCUGAGAUUUCUCAUUCUCAGAAUCCUUACUCAAUGCACAUUAUGACUGGGUCAUCUGACACAUUUAAAUACUUGACAGAAGCUGUUGAAAAUCAAUUAUUUAAUUUAACUAGCUAUAUAGAAACAACGCUUCUGUAUGUGGGGCAAGACAAAAACAUUUCUGAAAACAGUUAUAGGAUUAUUUUUAUGGGUUAUCUAAGUCAAGCAAUCACAAAUCUAUGUCCACAUGUUAAUGUCUGUUUGUCUGCAGAUAAACUUUCUGAAACUUUCCAAAACCAAAACGUCCAAAAAUUGAAGCACAGUAUUAGUUCACUUAUUGUCAAAGAGAAUGAAUCUUGGAAAGAGCUAAAAAGCAAGUUUCUUCAAAUCAGCUGUUCUGCUUUUAGGCUAUGGAGUUCAGACCCCAUUAAUCAAGUAUUGAAUGCAGUUGAUGAAGAAUUAAUACCGUGUUCUGCAGAUGGUUUAUUGAAAGCACUUUUGCGCUGGGACAGAAUUGAAAUCCAGGAAGAAUCUGAACAAGGAAAAGCAGUUAGUUCUGUUUUAAGGAUACCACAACAUAUAUCUGUUCCAUUAUCUAAUGCGUUAUUUUCCUUCUGUUGUAAGUUAAAUACCAUUGGUGGCCAUUCAAUUAACAGUGAAGUUCGAUCUCACAUCAGCAAGCAACUGCUAUGUGGUCUUUUAGAAAUCUACAAGAGAAAAAUUCAUCAUCAGCCAGUGGAUGAAAAUUUCAACCCCAGGCUGUUGCAGGUUCAGUCCUUGCAAAUGUUGUUCGAUGUCCAAUUUCUUAUGGGACUAAUUGUUCACAAAGAUGGUACAAAUGAGCCCAAUAAUCAAAUAUCACAAGAAAUUAUCAACGAAGCUGUAUCCCAUGUCGACCCUUUUGACAUGGAUGUGUUUUCUGUGCCUCUACAACAAAAUUUGAAGAAAUCUCUACAAAAGUCAUUAGCACUGUUUGGAUUGAUUGCUUCUCCAGAUCAAAUCAGCUAUCUGAAUAGUAUCAAAGCCCCAUCAGUUAAUUCUCAAAUGGAGCACAAUGUAAUGCUAUCAAGCAACACUGGUAGUAGGUUUCCCCUUCUACCACUUUCCUCGAGAACAAAUGCAAUUUUCAGUGUUGCUGAUGACUCAGUACAGCCUGCUGCCAAAGAAACAGAAGCAAAGAUGCUCCCUUCCCAUAGUUCUAGUCCUAACCUAAGUGCUACCGAUACCCCUAUUAACACCUUGAAAUCAACAUCUUUUUAUGAAAAAGUUACUGCUAUGAGCAGUAGUUGGUUUGGAAAUUAAGAUGCAUUAAGAAUCUAUUACAUAGAACCACCAGAUUUUAUAUCUUUAUAUUCUGAAGAUAUUUCAAUGUAUGUGAAAUUAAGAAAUUGUUGAUUUAUUUUGUUGACUAUAUGUUAAUGAUAUUGUAAAUGAAGUUUUUCAAAAAACAAUUUUU